UACUGUGACUAGCAGUGUUAGCUUUAAAGGCUGUAGGAAGCCUAGAGAAAUAAUAAUUAGUGGCUGUAUUCUAAAACCUCACUCAGAAUUUCUAACCAGCUAAGUCACAAUUUUUGAUAAUUGAGGGAAGAUGAAAUUUGUGAUUUAUGAUAAAUACAUUCUUUGUAAUCAUUAUUAAGGAAACAGACUUUGAUUAACUUAUAAAUGCUUGUUUAUUAAUGUGUGAUUUACAGAUCAUUAUUUUUUCCUUGAAAUGCUUAAUCAGUCAGCCCAUUUUAGCUUUCUCUACUUCCUCUGUAUACUUGAAAGGUAUAAAGUUACAGUGUUUAAAAAAUAUCCUCUAAGACUUUUCACCAGUUGAAAUUGACUCUGUUUUAACCAAGUUCCAUAGCGAACAUGAAUUUUUUUUUAAAAAAACAUAAAUUAGUGUUGGGCUAUUAAAAUUAGAAAAUGUUUCUUUGGUUCUAAAAUGAUGUUUUUGUUUUUUUAGAAUAAAUCUUUAUAUAAAGCAAACUUUUCUAUUGCAAGUAUGUCUUGCUUUUAAGAUUGUCUGAUGAAAUGUAAAAUACCACAGAUAAAUAAAAACUUCUCAAAGUUUUUGUGUGGUAGUAGGGUGUUCGUUUUUUAAAUUUUAUUUUGAAAAGAAAUGGAAAAGUUGCACCAAAUAGUACAGUGAUCUCUUGUAGAUUCAACAGUUGCUAACAUUUUGCCAAUCUUGCUGUUGAUACUUGUUAUUAAUUACUAUUAUUGAUAUUACUAUUACUGAACAAUUAGUGAAUAAGUUUUAAGAUCAUUUACCCUCAAAUACUCUGGGAUGUUUGUCCUGAGAACAAGGAAAUUCUCUCACUUAACCAGAGAACAAUGUUCAAAAUUAGGCAGUUUAACAUUACUAUAAUACUGUUACCAAAUACAGUCCACAUUCAUAUUCAUCAGUUGUCCUCUGUAGCAGUGAUGUCCUUAGAGCAGUUCAUUUUCUGAUCCAGGAUCCAAUCCAGGAUCAUACACUCCGUUCCUCAGCUUUUUGUUUUUCAGCAUUUUUGACGAGUAUAGGCCAGUUGUUUUGUAGAUUGUCCCUCGGUUUUUGGUUUGUCUGAUUGUUUCCUCAUGACUAGUUUCAGGUUAUGCAUUUUUGGCAGGAAUAAUACAUAAGUGAUGUUGUGUCCUCAGUGCAUCACAUCAGGAGGCACAUGAUGUCAGUUUAUCCCAUUAUUGGUGAUGUUAACUUUGAUCACUUGGUGUCCGCCAGAUUUCUCCACUGUGAAGAUGAUUCUGCUGGCAGCCAGAUCGUGUGAUCCUGUGGAACCGUGGACUUUUUUCCUCCACGUUAACUCAAGAAACGAAAAGACUGAUUGCCAUAUCGCCAUGCUUUGUAUAUGUCUUACUAGUUAUUCUGAAUUCUCAGGAGAAAGGGAAGAGCUGUGGAGCUUUUUAAAAACUGUCCGAUUAAGAGACAUGUCUUCUAUACUCCAUGGUUUGGCUUCUCUGGAGAUCACUCCUGUGCGAGAAGAUGUACUAAAUUCAUUGAAUAACAACUUUCUUCAAACGCUAAAUCAAGCUUGGAAUGAUCAUCAGACAGCUAUGGUGAUGAUUAGAGACAUACUAAUGUAUAUGGACCGUGUAUAUGUACAACAAAAUAAUGUGGAGAAUGUCUACAAUUUGGGAUUAAUUAUUUUUCGAGAUCAAGUUGUACGUUAUGGGUGUAUUAGGGAUCAUCUACGACAAACACUAUUGGACAUGAUCGCAAGAGAGCGGAAAGGAGAAGUUGUAGAUCGGGGCGCAAUAAGAAAUGCUUGCCAGAUGUUAAUGAUUUUAGGUCUCGAAGGACGAUCCGUCUAUGAAGAAGAUUUUGAAGCUCCUUUUUUGGAAAUGUCUGCAGAAUUUUUUCAGAUGGAAAGCCAGAAAUUUUUAGCAGAAAACAGUGCUUCAGUAUAUAUAAAGAAAGUAGAAGCUAGAAUUAAUGAAGAAAUAGAACGGGUGAUGCACUGCCUUGACAAAUCAACCGAAGAGCCAAUAGUAAAGGUGGUUGAGAGGGAACUCAUUUCCAAGCACAUGAAAACUAUAGUAGAAAUGGAGAAUUCUGGGCUAGUACAUAUGCUGAAAAAUGGAAAGACAGAAGACCUCGCUUGCAUGUACAAGUUAUUUAGUCGCGUGCCAAAUGGCUUGAAAACAAUGUGUGAGUGUAUGAGUUCCUAUUUGAGGGAGCAGGGUAAAGCCCUUGUUUCUGAGGAAGGAGAAGGAAAGAAUCCUGUUGACUAUAUCCAGGGCUUAUUGGAUCUGAAGAGUAGGUUUGAUCGCUUCCUCCAGGAAUCGUUCAAUAAUGACCGGCUCUUUAAACAAACUAUUGCGGGUGACUUUGAGUAUUUUCUCAACCUCAACUCCAGGUCCCCUGAAUACCUCUCAUUAUUUAUUGAUGAUAAGCUGAAAAAGGGAGUCAAAGGGCUAACAGAACAGGAAGUAGAAACAAUAUUGGAUAAGGCAAUGGUCCUUUUUAGGUUUAUGCAAGAAAAAGAUGUAUUUGAACGUUAUUAUAAACAACACUUGGCAAGGAGACUUCUCACAAAUAAAAGUGUUUCUGAUGACUCUGAAAAAAAUAUGAUAUCUAAGUUAAAGACUGAAUGCGGAUGUCAGUUCACAUCAAAACUGGAAGGAAUGUUUCGGGAUAUGAGCAUCUCAAACACAACUAUGGAUGAAUUCAGGCAGCAUCUACAGGCAACUGGGGUAUCUUUAGGUGGUGUUGAUCUCACAGUCCGGGUGCUCACAACAGGAUAUUGGCCCACUCAGUCAGCCACACCAAAGUGCAACAUCCCACCAGCACCAAGACAUGCUUUUGAGAUAUUCAGAAGGUUUUACUUAGCCAAACACAGUGGUCGACAGCUCACGCUCCAGCAUCAUAUGGGUUCUGCAGAUCUCAAUGCCACCUUUUACGGACCAGUUAAAAAGGAAGAUGGGUCCGAAGUUGGUGUUGGAGGGGCCCAAGUAACUGGCUCUAAUACACGGAAGCACAUACUGCAGGUCUCCACUUUCCAGAUGACCAUUUUAAUGCUCUUUAACAAUAGAGAAAAAUACACGUUUGAGGAAAUUCAACAAGAGACCGAUAUUCCUGAAAGAGAGCUUGUUCGAGCCUUGCAGUCCCUCGCCUGUGGUAAACCAACCCAGCGGGUUCUCACGAAAGAACCCAAGUCAAAGGAAAUAGAAAAUGGUCACAUAUUUACAGUUAAUGAUCAGUUCACAUCCAAACUCCACAGAGUCAAGAUUCAAACAGUUGCUGCCAAACAAGGUGAAUCUGACCCAGAAAGGAAAGAAACGAGGCAGAAAGUAGACGACGACAGAAAACAUGAGAUAGAAGCUGCUAUAGUGCGGAUAAUGAAGUCCAGAAAGAAGAUGCAGCACAAUGUAUUAGUAGCAGAGGUAACUCAGCAGUUGAAGGCUCGAUUCUUACCAAGUCCAGUUGUUAUUAAGAAACGUAUUGAAGGACUUAUUGAGAGAGAAUAUUUGGCACGAACACCUGAGGAUCGCAAAGUAUACACAUAUGUAGCAUAAAAUGCGUUCAGAAAUUUGAUUUAUUGGACUGUACUUUUCGCAUGGACUGAGAAGUUCUUUUAAAUCAUUAAAUAUUAAGACGGCCAUCUCUGCUAUUAAAUUACAGUACAUGUUCUAGACCAUUCAGAUCAAGCCUUUACUCCCUUUGAGAGUUUUCAACAUCAAUUGAUUGAGCUUCAGGCUUUACGUUUAUCCCUGUAGAGAUCAUCUUUACAAUUCCUCGGGAAAAUGUGAAUGUGCUGCGUUUUGUUUUCAAUACUGUAUGAAAACAGGAAAAAAUAAAACAAAAAUUUAGAAAAUACAGCUCAUUAAAAUAAAAUUGUUGGAUUUCAUUUC
This is a messenger RNA of Acinonyx jubatus (cheetah), 3876 nucleotides long. It is a transcript of the gene CUL3, whose product is annotated as cullin 3. The record is from RefSeq and is a predicted model, not a curated record. The transcript has 17 exons. Bases 1216 to 3540 code for a protein of 774 amino acids. Gene Ontology annotation, biological process: ubiquitin-dependent protein catabolic process; protein ubiquitination. Gene Ontology annotation, molecular function: ubiquitin protein ligase binding. Gene Ontology annotation, cellular component: Cul3-RING ubiquitin ligase complex. NCBI's taxonomy places the organism in Eukaryota, Metazoa, Chordata, Mammalia, Carnivora, Felidae.